This is a messenger RNA of Vanessa atalanta (red admiral), 2245 nucleotides long. RefSeq names its product arp2/3 complex-activating protein rickA-like. The coding region runs from base 118 to 1770 and encodes 550 amino acids. NCBI's taxonomy places the organism in Eukaryota, Metazoa, Arthropoda, Insecta, Lepidoptera, Nymphalidae. The record is from RefSeq and is a predicted model, not a curated record. The transcript has 6 exons.
UGAGUCAAACAAUAUUUAUUCGAUACAUGCAUAAAUGCUUAAAAUAUAUUGACCUGGUAAUGUGGCGAAGUUGCUUAUUCGAACUGGCGGUAAACGAAAAGUUGAAAUAAAAUCGCGAUGACAACUUUUGAAGUAAAAGAAGCUAGUUUAGACACAGGACAAGAAAACGAACAAAUAACUAACAACUCCAUUGAAGAAAUUCGUAAAUGUAACACACAAAAUUAUAUCGACACUUCUUGGGAACAAAGUUAUUAUGGUUCAUUUCAAGAGUCGAAAAGCAGUAAACGUGAUAGGACUCCACCUUUUAUGAGUAUUAUGAUUGACGCAGAAACUGUUGAUAGCAGAAUAAAUAGUUCUACACAAACAGAAUUCGCAGGUCCAACGCAAGGCAGUAUUAUUGACGAAAAUUUAUCGCUUACUAAAUACUUUAAUUUCGAAGAUUUAUCAUCCAAUGAAAAUGACGAACGAUCUUCAAGUAAGCGCUUCAGACACGAUUCUUUAGAAGAUAAUAAAGAAAUACGACCAUGGAAAAAGACAAAGUGUACAGAAUCAAAUACAUCGAGUUCAACUGACUUAAAUGAGGAGAGAUCGCUACAAGGGUCUCUAGCAAAUGAAUUAGGUUCUGAAUCAGAAUUAUCAUUUAAAUCAAUUAAUAGUAAUUAUUCUUAUAAGACUCGUAAAAGAAGGAGAAAAUCGGAUUCUAAUCUGUUUAGAAGUGUUUUUCAAAGAUCUGGAAAGAGUAACUACUUCAAUAAAUAUAGUUAUUCCGAAAGGAAAUCGCCAGAUAUGUUAGCCGUAGAUGACAAUUACACGCCAAUAAUAGAUGAAAAUUUGUGGUGUAUGUUGUCAGGAGGUACACCGAGAAAUGAUAAGGUACACCGGCGCAACAAACGUACGAAGUUAUCAAAGCUGAUGGACCUUUGUACAUGGAUUGGCAGGAAGGGUUUCCAGUCUCUCACCGGGUUGUAUGCAGAUAUCCUCAGAGAACCAAUAAGUCAUGACGAAAACAAAGAAAAUAUCUACGCGGAUGAGUUAAAACGACUCAGAAGAUUCAUCGACGAGGUCGAUCAAAAGCAUACUCGUAUGUCGCGAGAAAAUGAAAGUCUUCAGGAAGAAAUGAAAAAAAUGGCGGUUAAAAUUGCUGAGCUAGAGGAUAAAAUUAGUAGGCAGCAGAAUGCAUACAACAAUCAAUCAUCUUUAAAACCAGUAUCAUGCCCUCCACCACCGCCACCUCCUCCCCCUCCGCCGCCACCACCGCCACCGCCACCGCCUCCAACAUCAUCAAACAGAUUGCCCAUGCGCUCUCACACAAUACCAAGAUGCGGUUCAGCGCCACCGAGGAUAGCGGGACCACGCCUUACUAUUACUCCGCAAGACAUCGCUAAUGUAAAACUGAGAAAAGCUAAGGACAAUCCUGUCCGAUCUAAGCCUGUAAAAGAAGUUCAACAGCCACUGGUAACGCAACAUUUACUAGAGGCCACGAGGGCGAGGCUUGGUCGUAACCGACCUGUUGCUGCCUCCACACCAAAGCAGCAACUAUCUGAUUUAGAAAAAUGCUUAUUACAAGAGACAUCAGUAACGUCGCUGUACAGACGGAGAGUAACACGGGGAACAUUUCGUAGCACGGAGGAGUUACGGGCGCGGCCGUACCCCGCUUCGCGAUGUACUCGUUCGCCGUGCUCCCCGCGCUCACCUCGUUCCAAUUCACUGUCGCGUGUAACCGCUACGUCUCCACUUAAAUUUCCACUAUUAUGUCCUAACAAAGAAUGACAAUCUGUGCGUGCAUACGUGUUAAUUAUAGUAAUGUGAUUGAAUCUCGUAAUAUUAAUUAUUGUUUGUGAUUUUGGAAAUUGACAACAUUUUAAUUAGAUUCACUAUGUUAUCCUUGCCUUUGGACGACGAUCUUUUUCAGUUCAGCAUAGUAAUUACUAAAUAAGGUAGCACAUCAUAUUUAUCUGAAAUUAGAAAAUAUUUUAUUAAAAAUAUUGUUACACUGUUAAUGACAUGGAUAAUAACACUGACUGUACUGAAGUUUUGUUUGAAAUUAAGGACAUUUCUGUUAUUUAAAAAGUUACAUUGACUGUAAUAAUAACUACUGUAUGAAUAACAAUUUUCUUCUAUUUUAUAAUAAAUAUAUCCAUCGAAAGAUCAAUUUAAAAUAUUGUUAUAGUUUUUAAUGAAAGGAACGAAAUUUAUACAAAGAAAUAGAUACAUGUCGUAUCAACAAGAUUUAUAAUACAUUUUU